AUGACGAGCGGCAAGAGUUCUGUAAUCCUGCUGCGGGGUUUUCUUUGGGUCGUUUGGAUGGCUACUCCUAGUAGUAGAGCAUUCUUGACGGAAUCUCCUGCCCCCACUGUGACCGAGUUGUUUGACCGGAUUGACCAAUCCUUGAACUUGCUGGUGGACAAUGCCAAUAAUGACACGCUGCAUGUCUCUCGUGUCCAAGCCCAAUAUCACGAUGACUUUGGGUUUCCCGAGCAGAUUGUGAUUGACUACCAACGGCCAGAAGCUGAAAUGAUGACGAGAGCAUUUGUCCUGUCGCUCAAUGACAAUGUCUAUCUGGCAACGGUGACCAAUUUGAGGACGGGAGAAGGCACCUCCAUUAUACCAUCCAGUAGUUCCAGUGGGGGAGGAAUUGCCAUGGACGGAUUACCCAGUCAUCAUCUCCAACUGUUGAAACUGGCGCACGCCAAGACGUUGUGGAAUGCCUCCGAGGUGGUUGACUACACGUUCGACUACAAUGUCCACUACGAUGGUCUGCCAGGCCAUACAGCAGCCACGUCUUCCAUCAAAAUCAAUCGACAAGAUACACCCUAUCCGUGGCAAGUGACUGUUCGGAAUGGUAUUGUACAGUCCGUGGUGGAUGCCAAGAAUGCAACCUUAUUUGAUGUCCACCAUGACAACAACAAUCUGCUGCAACACCAAGAAGAAGAUCCACAUGUGAAUGAUUAUUGGGAAAUUGGAUCAGUCGAGCCACCCAUACAACAAGAACAGAACCUGCAAGAACAACCAUAUACUGACAGCGACAAUGCAAUGGCAAACACAACAACUAGCAAUAGCAGCAACACCACCAGCCAGAACAAUCCACAAGACAACUCUGGAUCCACGCCAAUGAUGACGACGAAUGAUACCACUGCUUCCUCCUCCACUGGCAGCGUCGUCAAGAAUCGCUUUGAACAUGGAUGUCUCUACGAGAAACUAGGCAAGGAUCCCACAGUAGCGUACCAACAAAAGAAGCAACGAGUCUGCAAUUCGGAAGAUCCACCCGAUGCAGUCCAACAAGGCAUUUGUCGACAAUCUCCCUUUCAAGAUCACUACAUGGAGAUUCGAAUCUUUUGUCAAGACUGGGAGAGCGUCUUGAUCGAAACAUGGGUGUUGCAAAUCAUCUUGUCGGAAAUCAUGAAUGUCCCCACCACAGUCGAAACGGGCUUUUUCGAUACCACUGUCAACUUUUACGAUCCACAAGGACGGUACGAUUAUGCCUACCAGACCCUCUUGGAUGUCUUUCAUUCCACCUACCGACCUUCCAUGGAACGAGGACACGAACUGGGAGAUUGUCGUAGCGCCCGCAAGGAUACGCGGGAGGACUAUCAAGAAUGUGCCCAUGUCGUGCCCGAAAUAUGUGCGUCGGAAGAAAGUUCCGUCUUGGCGGAUUACGUCUAUCGGGGCAUCUUUGAUGCUCCUACGGGAUUGGGAGCCUUGGGGAUGGAAAGUUGGUUCAUUCCCAAAUUCACCGCCGAACGAGAUCCGACAUUGACCAGUUAUCUGGGAAUGGCGGGAGAACACAAUCGACGCAAAAUGGCAGAGAUGUUCAAACGACCCGUCAAUUGGAAAACGUACUGCGAGGAGGUGUCCACCACGCAGUGUACUGGCAACGACCCCGUGGCCGCUCGAGCUCCCAGUACGGAAGAAGAAGGGGAACGGUACUUUUUCGAGGGCGUAUAUACGGGAUAUUUCAUGGCCACGGAAAAGAACGAUUGCUCACGUGACAACGGGACAACGUGCACGGGACAUAUACUGGAUUAUCCUUGUUCCUGGCCUGCAUUUGUGUGGGAACAAACGCAAGCCUUGAAUAUUGCGCUGGAAAGCAAUGGUCCACAACCUGGCAAUGGAGGAUACCCAUUGCAACAAAUGGAUGACAUUUGGAGAGCUGCCAAUGCCACCAAGAACAAUGUCAUUAUGCAAUGGUGGACUCCACAAGCUCUUCACCAACUGUUCCACGGGAGCGACGCCGAGUUUACAAAGGUCAUGUUGCCAACACCGACCGAAGAAUGUUUGCGCGCACGAGAAGAAGGGGGCGAUCGUUGCGCGGCCGACUUUAAGACCACCACCAAUCUGCAAAAGGGGACCUGCGAUACUUUGACGGCCAGUUUGUACAAGAUGAAGAUUGCCAAUCUGUUUGACAUGACCUAUGACACGUCCAUCCCACCUGCGUUGCAUAGUCCUAGCAACACAGUCCUGGAACUUUUUAGAAUCUCAGAAUAUCAACUCACCGAAAUCUUCAACAAGUGGAAAGAGUCGGGUGAUCCGAGGGAAGCAGUGUGCGAGUUUGCAGUGGAGAACAUGGAUUACAUGAUGUCCUUUGUUCCAAACUCGUAUCCGCGGACCCUCGAAACUGAGGCGGACCAAGGAUUGCGGUAUUCGGCAGCAGCGCUGGCUGGAUUGGUCUUGUUGAUGGCAAUUGUCACGGCAUGUCUUGUCUAUCAUUUUCGACGCAAGCGCAGUAUCAUGUUGGCGCAAGUCGAGUUUGUCGCGUUGCUUCUUGUGGGGACCAUUUCCAUCUCCACGGCGGCACUGAUUAUGGUCCUUACGGUAUCCGAUGCAUCCUGUGUUGCUGUGGAAUGGAUCAUCAACAUUGGGUAUACGGUGGAAUUGGUGCCACUUCUGGUCAAGGCAGCUGCAAUUUUGCGUCUUUCCAUGGCAGCAAAGAAGAUGCGCCGCGUCAAUCUCUCCAGGGAGUCAUUGCUAGGAGCCGUUGCCAUCAUUACUGUUCUUGUGGUUGUUUUUAUGACAAUUUGGACUGCCGUUGACCCGCCUCGGCAAGGCAAUGAAUACCAACUGACGGAUGACCAGAACGAGGAAGGCGAAACUGUCAUCGAAGUGUACGAAAUCUGCAGAAGUGAAUCCCAAGUUUGGUACUACAUCAGCGUGGGGUGGAUGACAGUGAUCCUCUUGUCCGCAACUGUGCUUGCCAUCCAAAUGCGCAAGGUUCAAAUCAAGGCGCUUCAAGAGGCAAGAACAUUGGCUGCUUUGAUCUAUUCGCAUGCAGUCUUCGUGCUCAUCCGGCUUGUUACUUACUUUUUGGAUUCGAUGGUUCGAGCGGAUAUUCUGACCCAACUGCGCAGUUUGAUCUUCAGUUUCGAUGCUCUAAGUACCGUCCUUAUCUACGUGAUCCCGAAAUUCUUCGACUCAGAUGCUAACCGGUCCGCAGUCCACACUUCCGGGAUGGGUGCUGGGCCAAGCGCAGUAAGCUCACCGUUUGACAGAUCUUAUGCCGACGUCAAUCGAAACACGACCGGUUCCAGGAUAUCAAGCAAAGAAGAGUCUAGAGUUGAAGCUGUGAACAUGGAGAUGGAGAAUCUCAAGGCGAUGCUGGCGGAGAAAGAUCGUGAAAUUGAAGAGCUCAGAAUAGGCGCAAGCACUCGUAGCCAUAGCAACCACCGGUAG
Molecule: messenger RNA, 3420 nt
Organism: Seminavis robusta
Lineage: Eukaryota; Bacillariophyta; Bacillariophyceae; Naviculales; Naviculaceae
Source: the annotation of a GenBank genome assembly